AUGACCACGACGAUCGUGCCUGCCAUAACUUCUCUUCCUCGUGCGACCGAGUUUGUAGCCCUCUCGUGGGGAGCCUUUGCGCUUUGGUGGGUUGUUGUGGGUUUCGUUCAUUUCAUCUCGUGUGUGUACGCUGCUGGCUUCGCGAAGUUCUACUGGGAUUUUGGCGCCACCUUAUUAAGCUACACGUUAGAAGGCAACAAUGUCGGAAUGCCACGGGAGGAUUUUCGCACUAUAUCCUACGUCCACAUUGUGCUAGCGGCUGCUCACGGUGUUAGCUUGGUUCUGAUGGUUGUGGGAUCACUAUGGAGGCGCACACUGGUAUUUUUCCCGUGGUCAGCGACAAAGAACGAUGAAAUACUAGGAAUGGACGUGUCCAACAAGGAAAACUGCCAAUCUUACGACCUCAGUAUGAAUGAUUCAAGUCUCGGAAGGCUAGGAACUGGGGUGCUUCGAUCUGGAAAACUACUGAAGGCCAAGCUGACUUACGCGCGCGGAGUAGUAGGAGUUAAUGGACGGUAUUUCUACGCCGUUCUAAUCUGCCGAGAGAUCGUUGAGACGGCAUUCCAGACUGCUCAAGCGUUUCGAAUGAGCAAGUACCUGUCGAGCCGAAUUUUGAACAACCUUUACGUCAGCUUGCUCGUACUCAACUGCUGGUCGUCCGCGUUCGUGCACGCGCGACUGUUUGCCGGUGAUGAAGCUCGACGCCGCCUUGCGGUGAUCGUGUGCGAUUGCGUGCUGGACCUGCUGUCUGCCAUGGGGGUGGCAGUGAUAGUCGUCUUGAAAUAUGUCGACCAAUAUGACACGUCGCUGGAAGGCUUCGGAUAUGAGUUACAGAAUAUCGACGACUGGAUGGCGCAGAUGCUGAAUGAAGCUCGACUCGUUGUGGUGUCUUCGUGGUCAGAUCUGGUUGGUCGUGUGAUCUUCUCCCUGGGAUUCAUUAUGACCACGGCCAACAUGAAAAAACUCCUUCGGUGGACACCUCGUGCCCGUGAAAAUCGAGUAGCAGACGCCAAGCCAACACACAGCAGCAAUCAGAUUCAACACCUGGGCUCCAUCGGGCCCAUGUCCUCCGCAUCAUCUAAAGAUGAGCCCAACAGCGAGACAAACCAACAGAAACCAUUGGACUCCCGGUUCAGACGCUGCAGCAUUCUUUUCAUUCAUAUUCGUGGCAGACUUUUGCCUACUAUCCACGUCAUUUUUGUCGUCUGGGGUGCCGUGGUAUUAGCUUUGCACCUUCAGGCUUCAGUGAAGGACCCACUAAUUAGCUGCAAUCCCAAGGUGAACCCGAUGGCUGGAGCACUGCCAGCUUGCUAUGCGGUGGAAUUUGACUGCUAUAAACUCGAUAUCGCUGGUUCAAAAGAACAAGUGCGAGCAGAAUGGCUCCGGUUCGAUCGCGGCACCACUGUUAAACUUCACUUUCUACACUGUAUAGAUCUCGAAGUUCCCGAAAUGCUCAAGGAAUUCAGCCAUCUACUGGAAAUCUGGGUGUACAAUUCGACCAUACGAGAGUGGGGAGCGUCAUCCGCGGUAACAAAUUCUGACCACCCGGAGCUGGUAUCAAUAACGGUUGUUCGCACCAACAUGACAGAGGGCUAUCUUCCUAAAGGCUUCCAAUCUGCAGACUUCCCUUUGGGUCUCACCCAGCUAUACUUCUGCGAGACGAAUCUGCAGUUUGUUCCGGACGAUCUUGACACGAAAUUGCACUUUGGUUCAAGUAUCUACAUUGAGAAUAGCAAGCUCACAGAAGUACCUCUGGCACUUGCGCGGUCGCGACCUGCCUUCUUGUCGUUCGCCGGCAACCCCAUAGUAGAGCUGCAACCUGAAUUGUUCGAGGGUAUGGGCAUCCCGUACCUUAUUUUAAGUCAUACGAACGUGCGUGAACUGCCGCGUAAUGUGACGGAACCUCCGACGAUCCAAGCAUUUUACGACUUCAGCUUUACCGAGAUCGCGUUCUUUUGGUCGUGGAUCGAUCCGUUCGUGGAACUGACAUUCCUGCCUCAAAUAUCGGCAGGAGGGUCCCCAUACUGUACGGACCUGGACAAGAUUUUCAGUGGUGCUGCUACGAAUUUCAGCGUUCCAUUCCAGCCUGAAUACUCGCGAAUACUGAUGAAUGCAUCGGACGCGAACUGGCCGGCGCUACAACAGUACGUGAUGUGUUCAAAUCCUUUGUCUUCAACCCAAUUUCCACUCGAUGACUGGGAUGCUCAGUACAGAAUAACAAACGAAUAA
Molecule: messenger RNA, 2229 nt
Organism: Phytophthora sojae
Lineage: Eukaryota; Oomycota; Peronosporomycetes; Peronosporales; Peronosporaceae
Exons: 1
Coding region: 1-2229 (742 amino acids)
Source: RefSeq, a predicted model, not a curated record